Molecule: messenger RNA, 266 nt
Organism: Cebus imitator (Panamanian white-faced capuchin)
Lineage: Eukaryota; Metazoa; Chordata; Mammalia; Primates; Cebidae
Product: zinc finger protein 253-like
Biological process (GO): regulation of DNA-templated transcription
Source: RefSeq, a predicted model, not a curated record
CUGUGACCUUCAGGUAUUGAGGAUCCACAGCCGAGUCGCCAGGAGCCGCUGGAAACCUCGAAAUGGGACCAUUGACUUUUAUGGAUGUGGCCAUAGAAUUCUCUCUGGAAGAGUGGCAAUGCCUGGACACUGCACAACAGAAUUUAUACAGAGAUGUGAUGCUAGAGAACUACAGAAACCUGGUCUUCCUUUAUUGCUUUGUCUAAGCCAGCCCUGAUCACCUAUCUGGAGCAAGGAAAAGAGCCUUGGAAUAUGAAGAGACAUGA